GGGAAGCUCAUUCGUCCAGUGGUAAAGCCUGAACGGAAUACGCCGGUUCGCGAUUAUGCAGACAGCUGUAGCAAGGGAUUUUUUUUCUCACACAGACUUUGCUGCCGUGCCGACCAACCAGAUACAGUGCUGUGUGUUGACUUGCUGAACGUGUUUCUCUCUGCCACUGCUGGAGACGUAGAGCUAGAUUAUUGACGUGAUGGACCACCGAGAUACUGGAUUGCGGAUUUCCUUGACCGGUUCGUCAAAGAAAUACUAAACGUAGAAAUGAAACAUGUUUAAUUUCACUGUGAUGCAGUCGCUGGAAACGGUGUUCUUGCGGGAGUCGACCAGGAUCUGCAGAACAGUCGGACACCAUUCAAAGAACCUAUAACGCGUUUAGUCUCCAUGUACGGACAGGCUACAUAUAACACAACAUGGAUUUAUAGGACAGUUCAUUAAAUUCGUGACUAUACUGUAUUGACGCAGGAACUCAGUUGGACUCAUGAAUUCGUCAUUCAUUCUUAACAAGGAUUCCAAGAUGACGGUGGAAGGACCUACAAUUAAAAGUCGGAUUAAAAGCCUAUUGCGGUCACCAUCCAUAAAACUGAGGAGAAGCAAACCUGGGAAUAACAAGGAAAAUCUUUCUAACAAGGUGACGCUCGAGAAGGUCUUGGGGAUCACCACGUUGGGGAACCGCGCGUUGGCCAGCGACCCACGCUCUGGACUUGUGGCCUACCCUGCAGGAUGUGUCGUGGUGUUAUUAAAUCCCAAGAAGAAUAAGCAGCAUCACAUCGUCAACAGUUUCAGGAAAACCAUCACCACCGUCUCCUUCUCUCCGGAUGGCAAAUAUGUGGUCACAGGCGAGAGCGGCCACAUGCCGGCGGUGCGCGUGUGGGACGCAGUGGAGAGGACGCAGGUGGCCGAGCUACAGGAGCACAAGUACGGCGUGGCCUGCGUGGCCUUCUCCCCCAACAGCAAGUACAUCGUCAGCGUGGGCUACCAGCACGACAUGAUCGUCAACGUCUGGGCCUGGAAGAAAAACGUGGUGGUGGCUGCCAACAAGGUGUCCAGCAAGGUGACGGCCGUGUCCUUCUCCGACGACAGCUCCUACUUUGUCACCGCUGGCAACCGACACGUCAAGUUCUGGUACCUGGACCACACCAAGUCCUCCAAGGUGAAUGCUACUGUGCCCCUGCUGGGCCGCUCGGGGUUGCUGGGGGAGCUGCGUAAUAACUUCUUCAGCGAUGUGGCGUGCGGGAAGGGCCGCAAGGCGGACAGCACCUUCUGCAUCACCACCUCUGGCCUGCUCUGCGAGUUCAACGACAAGAGACUCCUCGACAAAUGGGUGGAGCUGCGGACCACCAUGGCCACGUCUCUCUCGGUGACGGAGGAUCUGAUCUUCUGUGGCUGUGCUGACGGCACCGUGCGGGCCUUCAGCCCCAUCAACCUGCACUUCAUCUGCACGCUGCCCCGCCCACACAGCCUGGGCACCGACAUCGCCACCGUAGUGGAGGCCAGCCACCUUUUCUCCUACAAGCCGGACGCGCGGUACCCAGACACGGUGGCCGUGUCGUACGACCCGACGAACCGCUGGCUGUCGUGCGUGUACAACGACCACAGCUUGUACGUGUGGGACGUCCGGGACCUGAGGAAGGUGGGCAAGGUCUACUCGGCACUGUACCACUCCGCCUGCGUCUGGAACGUGGAGAUGUACCCAGAUAGCACAGACGGGGAGCAGCCAUGUUUGCCGGUGGGCUCCUUCCUCACCUGCUCCUCGGACAACACGGUGCGCUUGUGGAACACAGACGCCCAUAACACCACCCUCAGCCGAAACGUCAUCAGCAACGACCUGCAGAAGAUCAUCUAUAUGGACAACAGCACGUCUGCGUUGUUGGACCCAGACUGCACAGCCGGGGGUGGUGGCGGUGGUGGCAACACGGACAAGGCCGACCCCCAGACCUCAGAGAACCGCACGGGCAUCAGGACCAUGUGCGUCAGCCCCGACGGCCAGCACCUGGCAUCGGGAGACCGCAACGGCACGCUCAGGAUCCAUGAGCUGGAGUGUAUGGAGGAGAUCAUGAAUGUUCAGGCCCACGACUCAGAGAUCCUCUGCCUGGAGUACUCCAAACCAGAAACAGGUUUUAAGCUGCUGGCGACGGCGAGUCGUGAUCGUCUGAUCCACGUGCUGGAUGCGGAGAGGGAGUACGGCCUGGUGCAGACGCUGGACGAACACUCCUCCUCCAUUACAGCCGUGCGCUUUGCAGCUAAUGAUGGCAAGGUGCGCAUGAUCAGCUGUGGGGCAGACAAGAGCAUCUAUUUCCGCACGGCUCAGAAGACGGAUGAGGGGACGGUGUUCACACGGACGCACCACAUCGUGAGGAAGACCACACUGUACGACAUGGACAUCGACCCCACGCGCAAGUACGCUGCCAUCGGCUGCCAAGACCGCAGCAUACGAAUCUUCAACAUUAGCAACGGAAAGCAGAAGAAAUUGUACAAAGGCUCCCAAGGAGAAGACGGCACUCUUCUUAAGGUCCAGACAGAUCCUUCAGGGAUGUACGUGGCCACCAGCUGCUCAGACAAGAACAUCAGCAUCUUUGACUUCUACUCUGGAGAGUGUGUGGCCACCAUGUUUGGACACUCAGAAAUUGUGACGGGCAUGAAGUUUACCAAUGACUGCAAACACCUCAUCUCAGUCUCAGGAGACAGUUGUAUCUUUGUUUGGCGUCUGAGCCCCGAACUGACCAUCAACAUGAGACAGCGUCUGUCAGAGCUCAGGAAUAGCAACAAGCCGGCCCAGAAGACUCCUCCACACAAACCCAUUCCUCUCAGCACGAGAAGGGAGGUGCACAGUGCUCCUGCCAUCGGCACCAUGUCGUCUGACAGUGACAAGGAGGAGGUGGAGGAGGAGGGCAUCGAGGAGGAGGAUGAGGAGCUGGCCUACCCCCUCACCUCCUCGGGGAGCAGCACUGGGGAGGACAACGGAUCCUCUGAGGAGAGGCACAACUCCCUCAACGCCUACACCCGGGAUAGCAAGAAGGAGGGCAGACGGCAGUCCGAGAUGACGUCCGACGGCUACAGCGCCGGCUCUGGCCCCCGUCCCCGCCGGCGCUGGUCCAGGCGCAUCGGCAACAUGGAGCUGAUGGUCAAAUCCAUGCUGGACCUGCGGCAGCUGGAGUCCUUCGCCAUGCCCCCCUCCCCCGCCAAGACGCCCCCUCCCCCAGCCACUGACAAGCAGCAUGGCCCCAUCCAUGACCAGCACCUGGGGAGCACCAUCAGUCUGCAGGCCUGGGCCCAGGUCCCGGAGGAGAGGGCCACGCGCUGCUCGUCUCGGCCCCACUUCAUCAGGCUGACCUCGGAGCCCUCUCAGGACACUGAGGCCAUGGUGCUCUACCCAGAGGGCUGUGACGACCGCGCCAGCCUGGCCGGCAGUGAGUAUCAGGUGAAGGAGACAGCAGGUGUGCUGGGUAGGAGUAUGAGGCGGGGACACUGCCAUGAUAAGCACAGCCCAGACAGUGCCUGCUCCGUGGACUACAGCAGCAGACUCUCCAGCCCAGAGCAUCCAGCAGAGGAGUCAGAUCCCACGGAGCCUCUGAGUGUGGACGGUAACUCCUCUGAGCUGGAAGUGGAGGAUCUGGAGGAGGAGGCAGAGGAGGAGGAGGAGGAAGAGGAGUCCUUCACCAUAACAGAGCCCAAGGCCCCCGUGCCCCAGACUCCAGACCAGGAGGCCUUCCUCAAGAUGCACUUUGGCAACCUGUCCGAGCAAAACACACCAACGAGCCCCGUGAGAGCCGCACCCAACACCACAGACAGCGGCGUGAGCAUCUCGGCCAAGUUCCUCUCCCAGACCACCACCCCCAGAGCUCCGUUCCCCUUCCCCUCCAAGUCGGCUGCCGACUCCAAGUCGUGCGGUGGAGUGGUGGUGCGGCCCCUGGUCUCAGAGGUGCGCCCCCUCAUGGAGGAGGACAGGAGUGCGUCCCCCCUCUCCCCCACAGAGAAGCCCCUGGCCUCGCGCGGCUGCACGCCCCAGAAGAGGAGGGCGACUGUGGAGCACCGCAGGAUGAUGAUGGGCCCCGUCGCCAAGGCAACGGCAGCCCACGCCCACGCCCAUGGAGGAGGAGGAGGCAUGAGGAAGGCCCAGUCCGCACACAACAUCUCAGCUGAAGCUGAGGCCUAUCCCUCUCGCCCCUCCAAAGAAGUGGCCCCCCAGCCUCACGUGGGGGACCGCAGCAGUCACCUGGCCACCCCCUCGCGCCGCACCCUGCCCUCCAUGCCCUCCGUCACCAGCCCCACCUCCCCGCCGCCUGGCUCCCGCGACGCCCACACCCCCACCACCCCCACCUACUCCAAGCCCUUCAAGUCGCCGCGCUCCUACAUGAGCCCCACCUCCAGCUCCUUGGCCAAGAUGUCGCGCUCCAUGUCCAUGGGCGAGUGCCUCAACAUGGGCGAGUCCGGCGACGACUCCUCGGCCAGCUCCUCCGAGACCCAGCAGCAGCAGCAUCAAUCCCACCGGCGCGGCUCCGGCUCCGAGGCGGCCAAAACCGUGUCCUCGUCAACAUCAUGGUCAUCGCAGAGUCACAACAAGGCCACCACACCGGGGUCGGGGGCAGGGGCAGGGUUGGGGGUGUCCCCUUCGGUCAUGGUGACGCCCCACGCGGCGGUGGUCCCCACCCUCAGUGGUGGCUCGGCGUCCUCCUCCGCCUCCUCUCCUGGUGCGUCCUCGUCCUCCAAGACUCUGCAGGCCAAGCUGUCAGGCUCCGCUCGGCCACAGCUCCACCUGGACAUCUCCAAGCCCCUGCCAGACAAGCCCUCCGUCUCCUCCUUCUCCCCCGGCGGCAAGUCCUCCAACAAGGCCACCAAGGAGGACCCGACAGCCUUCCGCUCUCCAGUCACCAACACCAACGUCCAGCUGGUCACCGCUCUCUGCACUAACGCCUCCCCCGAAGUCCCGCUAGGGAGCGCUAAUCAUCAUCAUCAGCAUCCUCAGACCCUGGCCUGGGAGAAACACGCAGAGCUGGGACAGACUGGCUCACAGCAAGGGCUGGACAACCCGAGCUUGGAGAACCAGGCUGGCACGUCGUUGGCAACCCCAGCCUCUCCAUCUCCAUACCAGGUCCAGGGCCAGGCUCCACAUCACGCAGACCCCACAGUGAACAUGGAUGCCUGCAGAGAGGCAGCCAGUGAACUACAGCACAGCCUCAGAAAGGCUUGCUACCUGUACAGAAUGGUCAGCAGCGAGGGCACCUCCGAGGUUCCCCAGGAGCAGCUGGAGAUGGCUCGGGUGCUGGCCGCAGCCCUGGACGAGGUGAGGGCAGAGCUGGGCACCCUCCAGCCUCACCCCACAACCCCCAUCUCAGCUCCGCACCCCACACCCACAGGAGGACCGCCCUCCUCCUCCUCCUCUUCCGCAGCCGGGCCCGUGUGCAGCGUGGCCGGCCGCCGGGCAUCAUCAGCGGCUGGAGAGGACAGGACGGUUGCUCUGCUGGAGCAGUACUCUGAGCUCCUGCUGAAGGCUGUGGAGAGGAGGCUGGAUAACAAGUACUGACUACUGCUACUGCUAGGACUGUGACAUGGGAGACUGAUGAGACAACCCAACAGCCAGGCAUGAAACAUUUCUGGCUGACAAAAAUUUUGACACAAACAAAACCCAUACAGAGGAACUUUUUACCCAUAUUUUUUUGUUUUAUUUUUAAACUCAGAGCCAUCUUUGCUUUUGAAAGACAUUAAACGAACUGUGGAAAAGG
Engraulis encrasicolus (European anchovy) is the source of this 5726-nucleotide messenger RNA. RefSeq names its product mitogen-activated protein kinase binding protein 1 (gene mapkbp1). Gene Ontology annotation, molecular function: protein binding. The coding region runs from base 485 to 5527 and encodes 1680 amino acids. Lineage: Eukaryota; Metazoa; Chordata; Actinopteri; Clupeiformes; Engraulidae. Gene Ontology annotation, cellular component: cytoplasm. Gene Ontology annotation, biological process: negative regulation of canonical NF-kappaB signal transduction; positive regulation of JNK cascade. The record is from RefSeq and is a predicted model, not a curated record. The transcript is spliced from 30 exons.